Molecule: messenger RNA, 234 nt
Organism: Sphenostylis stenocarpa
Lineage: Eukaryota; Viridiplantae; Streptophyta; Magnoliopsida; Fabales; Fabaceae
Source: the annotation of a GenBank genome assembly
AUGGAGCACAGAUUAGCUCUUUCCUAUGGUGGUCGAAAGCUCAAGCAGGCCCUCGCCCUUCCAGGAGAAGAAAUGGGUGCAGCACUUGAGGAGUUUUUCUUCUUUACUUUGGACAGGAAUGGGAAAGGAGAAAGGGCAGAUGUUGACAUCCCUGUUUCUGCAUUUGGUACUGGAAGAUCUGAAAAGUCUAUCCUCGAUGGAGACCAUGAUAAUUACAAUGGUGACUCACAAUAA